Messenger RNA from Physeter macrocephalus (sperm whale), 3289 nucleotides. RefSeq names its product kelch-like protein 29. The record is from RefSeq and is a predicted model, not a curated record. Bases 1045 to 1773 code for a protein of 242 amino acids. The transcript has 3 exons. NCBI's taxonomy places the organism in Eukaryota, Metazoa, Chordata, Mammalia, Artiodactyla, Physeteridae.
GGACAUAAAUGCUAAACUGUGGUUCUUGCCAGGCCUGAUAAGGAAAACCAGUGAAUACAGGAGUCUCAUUAAGAAAAUCCUAAAAUUUUAGUCUUAUCGCUGCUGCAACAUAAUACAGUAAGUAUGUUCAUUCCAACCUCCCUCAGCCCCCCUGCCUCCUGAAAUCCCUCUCAGCGAAGGCUGCAGAAUGAACUGCCCUGCCCGUUACAACCUCAAGUCCUAUCUGACUAGGACUUGUCCCCUUGCCUCGCGUGAUGGAGUGAGUCUCCAAUUUGAGUGGACAGGGCUUUGCCCUCUCACACUUCCGGCUGCCUGUGCAGUAAUCAGUUCAACGAACAUUGUCAAAAUCCCUACUGUGUGCAGGGUGCAUAGUGAGAGCUGUGAGAGUGUAGCUGAGUCCAUCUCCUUGCGAGAGCCAAUGAGCUGAGCGGGGAGCCCUGAUGUGUGGGCCAAGCUGCCGGCUGACCUCUUCCCCAGCAAAGACCCAUUUCAACAGGCUUCUCGUCCAAGUGAUUAUUUGCUCUUUGUACCGCUUGGACUUGGCAACGAUUCUGCAAUUCCUAUUAGCAAAGAGGGAACAGGAACCUUGAAGUCAGUACUCAUGUCAUGAAGAGACGAUUCGCAGAGGAAGGCUUGCCUGGGAGUUUGCCUGGACACUCUGUAAUGAUAAUGAACUUUUUUACUAGCACUCUUCCAAAUUCCUUCCCCAGCUGGCAUUUCUUUUCUUCCCGGUGACACUUCCGUGAGGUAGGUAGACUUGCCCCGAGUCUUUGCAUUUCACAGAGAAGGAGGCACAUGCCAGAGAGGGGAGGUGUCUUGUGACCUGCUCCUCAUCCCAUGUGCUAUGCGAGGGAGUGGCAGCGCCCCCUCAAACCAAGUGCCCAGCUCCUCAUCUGCGUCUCUUUCCACUCCACCGAGCCCCAGGCCAGCUGGGAGGGCAGAUGACACCACAGUGGCACAGGCGCCAGCCAGGUCCUCCUGGGCUUCCUGCAGAAGCUGAUGCUCAGAGGGGCCGAGGAAGCAGGAGAGGCUGCGCCGCCCUAGAUGCGUAAGAGGUGCCGCGGGGCACGGCGGGGCCGCAGCUGCCGAGUCACGGUGAUAGACGUUCGCGGCUCACAGGUCCGGCCUCUGUUUCCACGUGAGGAGCAACCGCGGCCCACCGAGAUGUCCCGGCACCACAGCCGCUUCGAAAGAGAUUACAGGGUGGGCUGGGACCGCCGCGAGUGGAGUGCCAACGGCACGCAUGGGACCACCAGCAUCUGCAGUGCCACCACCGGGGCGUGUGGCGGCACAGCCAGCAGCCUCAGCGCCCGGCCCGGCCUCCUGCCGCUACCCGGGGUGCCCUCCCGGCUGCCCACACCCGCCACGGCCCCCGCGCCCUGCACCACCGGCAGCAGCGAGGCCAUCCCCAGCCUCGUGGCCAGCUCUGCCUCUGCCGUCACCUCCAAGCCGUCUCCACUGGGACAGCCAGACCAAGUACAAGUGACAUGGAAACUCGGAAGGAGGCAGCGCACUUGCGGCUGGGCUAUUAACAGGGCGGCCCGGGCAUGGCAUGGCAGAGGUGAGGCCCCGCGCCAGUGGGGUGGCCCUGGAGCUGUGGGCCUUGCGGGGUUACUCUGGAAUCCCACCCACCCACCCACCGCCCUCAGCUCGGCUCUACUCUGCUCUGCUGCAGACAGAGAUGAGGAACGCGGCAGUGGCGACCCAGUUCACUUGAAGCGGGAGCCCAGGUCUGAGCAGCCUUGGUGCAGGACUCCAGUGAAGAACUCCUAAAACCCCGCCUGGACACAGCUCAAGGGUCAGCAGACAGAAGGCACAUUUGAGACCUACAGGGAAACAAGCUUUUCUUUUUUGCUUCAGAGGAAAAUUUGACUUAAGGAAAGCAGGGCCAGCCCAGCAGCCAUCUGGAUGCUACACAGCCCAGAAGCCAAAUCCAGUACUCUGAUUUCCCAGAGAAGUUCUCAGAGGAGUCUUCCCAAAUAUUGGGGCUUGAUGAACUUUAAAAUGGGUGCUAGUGACGGCAGUUCAGGACAGAUGAGGCUGCCAUGUACAGCUGCACAAGCUGUGGACUGAACAACUGUGGACUUCCGUUCUGGGUCCUGCCAUAUUGUGAUAACCUGCAAGGGAGCACAGCUGGCGUUCUGGAAUAGCUCAGGUGGCUGUUUUGAAGGAGGCUGCUAGAAUACCAAGAAAUGGAGCAGCUAGCAGAGCCAGAAGGCCCAGUGUUCAAACCUCUCACUUUGCAAACAAAACUAGAGGCCUGGGGAGGAAAGGGACUUGACCAAGGUGGCACAGCAUCUAUGGCAGAGCUAACUGUAUGGCUGGGCCUCCUGGCCCCCAGGCCCCUCCUGCUCCUUGUCACUGUUUCUGUUUGAUUCCUCUUAUAAUUUACCUUCCUUGGUACCAGUGAAGGAUGCAGCCUUGAAGGAAGAUCACAUUCGGGAGUUUUCUGCCUUCCCAAGCAGCGUUCUAAAUUUUCUCCAAGGCCCUAGGCUGGGCUGGCCCUUCUGCCUUCUCUGUUCAGUCUUUGGCCCAUAUGUUUUGUCCAUUUCACGCUCCCCCUCCAGCUCUCCCCAGAUUGUUUCCUGUAGGUUUUGGGUUUUAUUUUUUGCAUCUGCCACCGCCAAAAUAUGUGGGUUGAUGUUCAAGAUCUUAAAACUCAGGGAGCCUUUGGAGCAAUAAAUUCCAUCCAACUCCAGGCAUCCUGCCCAAGCUCAGCAUUCCUCUCCAGACUUAUGUGAGGCCCAAGGGUGGCCAAGAGCAUGCUAAGAACCCACCCACAGGGAGGCCACUUUCCAUCCCUACACUGCAGGGGGGCAUCUGAAGGCCAGGCUGCCUGGAAAGAGGGUCCCAAGUAGCCCUUCUAGGACCUGACGCCUUCAAUUCCCAGACCCGGAGCUAGGCUAGGAGGGUACAACCGUGAGUUAGCAGCAAAUCAAGGCGUCCUGGAUUCAGUGGUGUUGGGAGUGAGGCCAACCAGUGGAGACUAACUUAUUCAUUCACUCACUAAUAAACAAAUAUUUAUUUAGCACCUAUUGUGUGCCUAAUCAAAACAAACCUCCCUGCCCUCAUGGAGCUUACAUGCUAAUGGAUGGAGACAGAUCAUCAAAUGAAUAAGUAAAUGUCAGAUGGUGAAAAGUGCUCCAGAGAAAUAAAACAGAGAAAUAAGUCAGAGAGUGCCAGGGUGGAGAGGGAGGUAUGCUGCCGUUUUAAAAAUUCUGUUUAGGUGACCUUUGAGCAAAGACCUGAAGAAGGUGGGCGGGGAGCCACGGCGGGGGGGUGGGGCAAG